ACAAUCUGGUAGAGUGUAUCGUUUUUGUUCGUUAGGAAUGAAAGUGUAAAUGUUUUUCGAGAAGAUGGUACGGAAUACGAAGAAAAAGUUGGCGAUAUUCGCCGGAACGUCAAAGUGUUUAAUAUACGCAGAAGCAAAAUAUUGUGCCUCUGAAAUACCUGGAGAAAUAAAAUACUAUGAGUGUUCUAGAACGGAAUAUUGUUGCGGUGUUGGUUGUUGCGUAUCACCAGGACUGCAUUUUCAUCAUUUAUGGUAUUAUUGGAUACUGGUUAUAAUUAUGUUCCUGGUAUGCUCCGGUGGCGGCUGGUGGUAUCGGUAUUGGUUACAAGGAAGAUACAGAGCGGCUGCAUCGGCCAUUCCGACUAGAGCUUCCAGUUCUCGAUCGCAAAGUUCCCUCCGGGGGCCGACGUGUCAAGGGCAGAGGGCUCGUAUCACUUACAAUUCGGCAAGGAACACCGUUUUGUUGCAUCGUAUGUGGAAAGGUCCUCAAAGAAACGGAGCGUUGCCCGGAUACAAUGGUAACGCGACUACGUCGACGCAUUACCAGAAUAUGAGCGUGGUGUUGAACGACGCGAACUGUCCGUACUACCAGCUGUACGGUCCACCUCCAAGCUACGAAACUGUGAUAGCUCAAACACGCGGUAAGAUAUCGAACCCAACUUCACCGGAAUCGACGAACGCGCGAACCAACGUGCAAUCGCCGAGCGCCGCCGCGGCGAACACGAGCGUUGCUCAAUGCUUCUCUUAUACGUGCAACUCUUCCACGAGAUUGAACAACAGUUUGGAGGAAAACGCGCAAUAUCCGAGUGGCGGGACGAGUUCGCGACAACUGGAAACACGAGAAGGUAUUCCGUUUGCGCAUUUCCCCCAAUACUGCACCGUGACGGAUGGAACGAUCAGGCAGAACGUAUGUGUUCCUUUCGCCUAUCAGGAACAACGGUCGUUCGUUCCUAGGGAUAGCUUCAACCGUAUCUAUCAACAGCAAGCUAGUUCCACCAAUUAUGUUCCGUAUCCGAUGGAGAAAUCGUCGGACACUUCGGACCCGGAGAAUCCGAGUGAAUGUUACCAAGUGUCGAACGCAGAGAGGUAUACGAUGGUAAAUGUUGAUUGUACAGCGGGUAGCAGUAGAGAAGAAGGUGUCAUUCCGAUCUCGAAGGUGCACGAAGUAGAAAGGGAAAUGGAGAGCGGAGAAAAGAAGGGUGAUAAGCAACAUCGACAAGGUAUAACAACAUCGGAAGAAAGAACCGCCGCGAGUUUCCCUUCGGUGGUUAAGACGGAGACGGAGACGGAGACGGAGGAGAAUAGCGUGAACUCGUUGGAAGAUUUCGAUUCGGAAUUGUCGAGGAAGAGUCGUCGGGUGUACGGUGGUUCUUUGAGAGGAACCGGUAAGUACGCCAGCAAGGAGAGGUGCGAGGAAUAUUGCUCGGUCGAACAGUCUUUCUCGAAAAUGUUGCCUCACUCCUGCGACGGACUUAUCAAUACAGAUUCGGCGAUAGCAUCGACCGACAUGUCCCGUAACGCGCAACGGGAAGAUUUCGAGGAUAGGGCUAACGUUAGCGCGAGUUGUUUUCAAUCAAAUCCAUCCAAUAAUGUGAUAUUAGAGUCUUUCGUUUCCGGCGGCGACUCCUCGUCGACCUCGGAGAACGUCAAGAAACUGGAGGAGCAGUGUCGUUCUCAUCGUCUCGUAAAUGCCAGUACAAACUCUGAUUUUGAAAGUAAACAUAGAUUAGACAGAUCGAAAUCGUUGGACUGA
Molecule: messenger RNA, 1753 nt
Organism: Habropoda laboriosa
Lineage: Eukaryota; Metazoa; Arthropoda; Insecta; Hymenoptera; Apidae
Exons: 5
Coding region: 50-1753 (567 amino acids)
Source: RefSeq, a predicted model, not a curated record